GGUAAAGGUCUUUUUGCUAAAAAGAGCAUCAAGAAGGGAGACACCAUUUUUACUGAGCGGCCUCUUGUUUCUGCACAGUUCCUGUGGAAUGAGCUGUAUAAAUAUAAAGCCUGUGAGUACUGUUUGCGUGCUUUGGAGACUGCAGAAGAAAAUGCCCGUAGGCUCAGCGGUAACCCUGCACUCAGCCUUCCUCAUGCUGAACUCUGUUGUGUUCAUCCAGAACUUCACCAAGCCUGUCCUCAGUGUCAGGUGAUGUACUGCAGCAGCGAAUGUCGACAAGCUGCUGCGGAUCAGUACCAUCAGGUUCUGUGUCUGGGUCCAUCUCAGGACGACCCAAAUCAUCCCAUAAACAAGCUCAAAAACACAUGGAGGAGCAUGCAUUAUCCCCCUGAGACCUCCAGCAUAAUGCUUAUGGCCAAAAUGGUAGCUGCUGUCAAACAGGCCAAAGACAAAGCUCAUUGGCAGAAGCUGUUUUCACACUUCUGCAGUCGGACAGCGAAUGAGGAAGAAGAGAUCGCCCAUAAGCUCCUGGGAGAGCAGUUCAGGGGGCAGCUGGCUGUGUUAAACGGCCUUUUCACUGCAGCACUUUAUGACGAUCACCUCAGUCGGUGGUUUGUUCCGGAGGGCUUCUGCUCUUUGUUUGCUCUGGUGGGAACCAAUGGUCAGGGAAUCGGCACCAGUUCGUUGAGUCAGUGGGUUCACGGCUGUGAUGCACUGGAGCUCCCUGCCCAGCAGAGGGCGCAGUUGGACUCUUUUAUUGACCAGCUCUACAGGGACAUUGAAAAAGAAACCGGAGACUUUCUGAACUGUGAGGGCUCUGGACUCUUUCUGCUUCAGAGCUCCUGUAACCACAGCUGCAUCCCAAAUGCAGAAGCUUCCUUCCCUGACAACAAUUUCCUGCUUCACCUCAGUGCCCUGAGUGACAUCAGCCCAGGAGAGGAGAUCUGCAUCAGCUACUUAGAAUGCUGUCAGCGGGACCGAAGCAGACACAGCAGACACAAGAUUCUGAGGGAGAACUACCUGUUCAUCUGCUCGUGUCCAAAGUGUGUGUCCCAGAUGGACGAGCCAGAUCUGACAUCCGAGGAAGAAGAAGAGGAGGAAGAAGGCGAGGCAGAAGGGGAAACGGAGGGGGAUGAGAUGGAAGAUGAGAUGACAGAUGUUUGAUGAAAGACUCGGCCGUAAUGCUCUCGGUUGUUCCUGUUUCUGCAAGCUAUGAAGCCAAAAACAAUAAAAGAGCAGUUCAGAUCAUGAUCUGCAUGUCAAAGGAGCUGCUCAAAAGUGUGGAACCGUGUCGUAUAAGCGGCAUAUUAAUGGCUGUUUUCAAAGUGUUACAACACCAACCCGACAUAAACCCGCAGGCCGAGGGUUUGUGGGGGGCUUAACUAUUAAGAUGUACAAAAAUCACCUCUUAAACCUGCAACCGUUGACUUUCUUUUUUUCAAAUGGAUGAUUGUCAUGUCAACGCCUAUGUUGGUUGGCUCAAAACCACACAGGGAACAAAAUCAGUAUUCAAGUGGUUUCUGGCACUCAGCAGGUGUGCAGAGAAGUUUGUAAGGUUUGAGCACUUUGAGUAAAGCAUGGCAGAGUUUAAUAAAUCAGCCUGCGUUUAAACAAAUCCACUGUCUUUUGAGAAAAAAGUCAUUAACAGAGUGAAGCUUUAGCAGAUAAAUGCAGACCUGCUGCCUUUGUGUUUUAAUUUGAUUCAAAAUAAAGACCCUACAUAGCCCCUACUACUAAGAUGGCCACUAUCAAAUAAUUGUGAUUUUAAUGGCUGUACAAACGAUAAGGACAUUUGAAUCUUUCAUUGGCAGAAAAUUGUUUUUUAGAAAUGAAAAAUAAAAAAAUAAAACCCAUUAGAACUUUUUUCCCCAAAAUCUUCAGUGUUCCUAAAUGUACCCUCAUAAGGACAAAGUGCAUCUUGACCUUGAAAUGCCUGAUUAAACGCAUAAAGAAUAUUUUUCCAUACAACUCGAGUGUGUGGAGUCAUGCUGGAAUGUGUUUAAAUGAGCACAAAGACCAACUAUUUGAUUUUCUUAUUGUGACCAUAUUAUGAUUGCAAAACAUUAAUUCACACCUGAAACACAAAAACGAACUGAAAUGUGAGUUUUUAUCUCAAAUAGGAGUUUGCAGUCGUGAAAGUUGGUGUCUUAAAGGCGUAGUUCAGAUCAGAAGUGAGUUUCUGGUGAAAGCUUAUGAACAAGUCAUGGCCUCAGGAGAAAUAUAGAUUAGUUCUUAUGAAAGAGAUCAGCUAACAUUAGGGCCUAGUUACUAAAGCUGGGUGUGCUCGUUUUUAACAGCAUGACUUCCUUGCAGAGCAAAGCUCAAGAGUCAUGUUCUCACGCUGUAUGAUCCCAUGCCCUUGUGCGA
Nothobranchius furzeri (turquoise killifish) is the source of this 2367-nucleotide messenger RNA. Lineage: Eukaryota; Metazoa; Chordata; Actinopteri; Cyprinodontiformes; Nothobranchiidae. The record is from RefSeq and is a predicted model, not a curated record.